CACCGGUUGCAUGUAUCACGGUCGGACCACGGUGCGACUGAGCACCAGAUGUGGUUUUGUUGCGCAUGUGGGACAAUCAGGUGAACAAUGCGCUCAACGUGACGCAUUUGAUGCUGGGUGCGGAAGGGCUACUGGCCCUGCAGCAGCUGGGUGUCGAUCCCUCAGUGGCCUUGGAGGCCAUCAACGGCUCCAGUGGGCGAAGCCUGCAAACUGAGCAGCGGCUUCCACAGGAAGUCUUGACUCGACGUUUUGGCUAUGGCUUCAAGCUGCCUUUGAUGGCCAAAGACUGCCGCAUCGCCGCCGAAGUCUUGGAGACCUUGCCCAGCUCCCAGCUGCUGAGUCGUUCCACCCAAAUGGUGCAGGAAUUUGCCAAGGAGCACGGGGCGGAUGCGGACUACACCUGUGUAGUCAAAUCCAUCGAGAAGUUUGCGAAGACCGAACUCCGCCCUGGGCGUAGCAAUCUCUGAUUUUGUUUAGGCCUACGACAUCCUACGGCCAUUUCCGGCACCCCAACAUCCUGCAACACUAAUGGCAC
Molecule: messenger RNA, 535 nt
Organism: Durusdinium trenchii
Lineage: Eukaryota; Dinophyceae; Suessiales; Symbiodiniaceae
Source: the annotation of a GenBank genome assembly